This is a messenger RNA of Auanema sp. JU1783, 1137 nucleotides long. The record is from the annotation of a GenBank genome assembly. Lineage: Eukaryota; Metazoa; Nematoda; Chromadorea; Rhabditida; Rhabditidae.
AUGGACACACUCAGUGGUUUAUCGUCAUCUUUUUUAUUUGAUUCAAGUAUAGACCGUUCUUCCAAUAGCAACUCGACUUCGUCGAUGUCUCCAUCUGGAUCACCGCCAUUGGCCUCACUAUUAUCUGGCAUGGAGCCACUAAACAGACCAUCAUGGUUGUUUAACAAUCAGUCUGUAUAUUCCAAUCAGUCAACGCCGACGGAAGCCUUGUCGUCCAUUUUGGACUCUUUUUCUCCGGUAUCUUCACCUUCAAACAACUCACUGAAUCAAGUUUCUGGUUAUCCGUACAAACAAAUGACUAAUAGGGCUCCAAGCAGCCGGCGUCCUUAUGGCGGUGUUGUUUCACCAGCUUCCGAAAAUGGUAAUCCCUUAGGUGCUCCUGGAAUGCCUAUCAAUGGCAGCAAUAUGUCCGUGAAUGGCAAUGGGAGUGCCGCCAGCACACCUGCUCCUAAAAAUCCUAAACUCUAUAAGACAGAGUUAUGCCGUAGUUGGAUGGAGCACGGACGAUGCAACUAUGGAGAACGUUGUCAGUAUGCUCAUGGUGAAUGCGAGAAAAGACAAAUACCGCGACACCCAAAGUAUAAAACUGAAGCUUGUCAAUCUUUCCAUCAAACUGGUUACUGCCCAUACGGACCUAGAUGUCAUUUCAUUCACAAUGAGAUGGAACUUUUAAAUCAACCGUCUUCUGCACAAUCAAACUUGAACAUGUUUACAAGUUCUAGCCCUAAAAGCGUUAGUGGUGGCAGUGGUACGGGCGGUUCUUCUAUGACACCUAGUGUACAGAAUAUACAAAGUUCAUUCCUUCAUCGCAUGUCUUCUCUCCCUAACUAUGGUAGUGCUGGAGAAUCCUCAUCGGGAAGCUCCAAUGACAGUGGAUCAGAAUCACCAAAUGGCAGCUUUUCAUCAGGACUCGACAAUGACGAUUGCGGUUUGGGCACUUUCACAGGAGGUUUUAUGACCCCACAAAGCGGUUCUCGCCGUCAAGCUCAAAGAUAUCAAUCAGUCUAUGAGCCACAAACUGAGCCCAUUUCUGUGUUGUUAACGGAACUGAUGGCCUUCAAAGUUCAGGACGACAAAUGGAGUAAUGAAGAAAAUCCAAGUCGUUUGCCUGUUUUUGCACAACUUAGUGCGAAGUAG